Molecule: messenger RNA, 1722 nt
Organism: Lachancea lanzarotensis
Lineage: Eukaryota; Fungi; Ascomycota; Saccharomycetes; Saccharomycetales; Saccharomycetaceae
Product: LALA0S09e04478g1_1
Exons: 1
Coding region: 1-1722 (573 amino acids)
Biological process (GO): transmembrane transport
Cellular component (GO): membrane
Molecular function (GO): transmembrane transporter activity
Source: RefSeq, a predicted model, not a curated record
AUGUCUACCACUAGUAGUGCUAAAAACACAAUUAAAGUCCAACACUCCCGAGUAGCAGAGGUGGAAGAAGGCGAUUUACGGGAUUUGCAUGCAAUCGUCUCAUCGCAUGGGGUUCCAAUAAGAUAUGUGGAUGCCAAGAGCGCCACGUCGGACCAGCAAGUGUUGGCAGAACUGGGAUACAAAGAAGAGCUGAAACGUGAGUUUUCGCCGCUGCAAAUUUUUGGUGUGGCCUUUUCCAUUAUGGGCCUGCUGCCGUCAAUCGCUUCAACGCUGGACGGCGGUCUCACGGCAGGCCCCGUGGGGCUCAACUGGGGGUGGUUUGUUGCCGGUAUCUUGAUUCUGUCAAUCGGUGUGGCCCUUGCCGAGUUAUCGUCGUCUAUCCCAACUGCAGGCGCAGUUUACGUUUCGUGCUACCAAUGGGCUCCUGCAAGAGUGCGGAAAUGCAUUUCGUACUCCGUUGGGUUUCUGGAUACGCUUGCGUUGAGCGCAUCAGUGUGUUCGAUCGUGUACGGUCUUGCACAGCAGAUUUUGUCCGCCGUCGUGGUCACAAACCCGGAUUUCGACGUUACCAACCCCAUCAGCUACGGUGUUUUUGCAGCUUGCAUCAUAGUAAUGACAAUUUUGACGUCGAUGACAUCCAAGUUCACAUCCAGAUUGCAAACGGUGUCGAUUGUGUCUAAUUGCUUCGUCAUCAUACUGCUGUUCAUCGUGCUGCCCAUCGGCGUCAAACGGUCCGCGAAACUCAACUAUAGCUUUAACGAUGCCAAGUUCAUUUUUGGAAAAGUCGAUAAUCUCAGCACCUGGAACACGGGUUGGAACUGGUGCAUCGCCGGUAUGAUGCCCGCAAUCUGGACCAUUGGAGCUUACGAUUCAUGUUUACAUAUGGCCGAAGAAGCGCGCGAUGCACCCAGGUCGGUUCCAAUCGGUAUCGUGGGCUCCAUUUCCGUGUGCUGGAUUCUCGGAUGGUUGGUCUGCAUUGUUCUUCUGGCUUGUAUGGACUCCGACAUCAACAACAUUGUAAAUUCCGCGUAUGGACAAGGAAUCACGCAGAUAUUCUACGACGCCCUGGGUAAGAAUUGGACGCUUGGAUUUUUGGCGCUUCUUAUCAUUUGCCAAUUUCUAAUGGGAGCCUCGACCGUAGUGGCCAACUCCAGACAAUUUUGGGCUUUUGCUCGUGAUGACGCUAUCCCAAUGAGCGGUUUCUUCAAGAAAGUCGACCGCAGAACUGCAGUGCCCAUUCGUGCUGUUUGGGGAUCCAGUGGAUUGGCUUUGGCCUUGGGAUGCUUGUGUUUUGCCGGAGAAACAGCCGCUGAUGCCUUGUUCAGUUUAUCUGUCGCAGGCAUGUAUAUGGCGCUGAUUUUCCCAAUAACUCUGCGGCUCACGUACGGUAAAAACGACUUUAGACCCGGUCCUUUCUACUUGGGUGAUUUCUGGUCUCCAUUAGUGAACUGGUUUGCAGUCUUGUCGCAAGCUUUUAUUAUCAUCAUGAUGAUGUUCCCCAGCGACAAAGGCGUUGCCCCAGAUUCCAUGAACUACACGGUGGUGAUUGGUCCUGGGUUUUGGGCCGUCAGUAUGAUCUACUAUUUCGUGUGGCAGCGGAAAUUCUACAAAGGACCAAAAUCGAACUUAUCGGAUGAAGAGUUCCGCGAAUGCGUUGGCGAGGAUGUUAUCGAUGCCAUUGUGUCGCAAAACUACGAGACUUUGAAGAAUCGUAUGGUCUAG